GGCCCAAGACCGCGGCAAAGGCCGCUGGGGCAGCCGCGACCCCUCGCGCGGCGAGCAAGGACUCGGCCCCUGGGGGAUGGCGGCGGCGUCGAGCUCCAGCGCCAGCGCCGGCCAGGAGCCCUCGCCCCUGGACCAGUUCAAGACGGGCUGGAAGGGCCUCCGCUCCAACCUCGCCAAGGCGGCGGCAGGCGCGGCCGCGGCGGCCGGCGCAGGGCCCGAGGCCGAGCUGGAGGAGGGCCACGGGGCCGCCGGGGCGGCGGCGGAGAGCGGCGCGGGCGAGGGCGGGAGCUCGUGGAAGUCCGUGCUGCGGGCGGCGAAGAAGCUGGUGUCGGAGAGCAGCUACGACUCGCUGAGGGAGGACGGCGCCACCGUGAUAGGGAGGCCGCAGGACUCGGAGGCGAGCGAGGCGAGCGAGACCGCGCCUCUGGGGCACCCUGCGGCCUCGUCCUCCUCCACCUCAUGGGCGAAGGUGGCUAGCCGCAUGAAGGCGCAGGUCGCCGACGUCACCGAGGCCACCCUGAACGUGACGGAUAAGGUGUACAAGAAGACGUCGGCGCUCGACAUCGGCAUCGACAUAGGGGGGCACGCCAAGGACCUGACGAGGGGAGCCUCGUCCACCUUCAAGGGCCUGGCCGACAGCGCCAAGGAGACCCGGGAAGCGCUCGCCGAGAAGGGCAAGUCCGCUGUCGACAGGGCGAAGGACCUGCAGGG
Molecule: messenger RNA, 711 nt
Organism: Prorocentrum cordatum
Lineage: Eukaryota; Dinophyceae; Prorocentrales; Prorocentraceae
Source: the annotation of a GenBank genome assembly